This is a messenger RNA of Klebsormidium nitens, 3591 nucleotides long. NCBI's taxonomy places the organism in Eukaryota, Viridiplantae, Streptophyta, Klebsormidiophyceae, Klebsormidiales, Klebsormidiaceae. The record is from the annotation of a GenBank genome assembly.
UCACUAAGGCACAGAGCUGUUUCCCUGCAGGCCACAUUCGGCACAUCUUGCAAUGAUGCUCUCCCAACCCCAGCUGUCAAAGUGCUCGUGGCGAGCGCGUCCAGAGGCUUUCUCACCGGUUCAAAGAGAGGCCACUGCAUCUUUCGGAAGGUGGCGGGUACGCUGUGCCAGCGCGCUCGAGAGGAACUCGGGUCCGCAGGCCUUCUCUGGUCGAAGGCUGCCUGGAAUGGGAGCAUCCAUGCAGCGAUGGCGGGGCUCAAGGUGCACGCGGGCACUGCAGACGAGGGCCUGCAACAGGGCUUUGAAAAGGUCUUGACUUGUAUCAAGCAGGCCCACCUCAGGGAGGGGCUGCGGCGACCAGCGAGCCCCUCCCCUGGAGCUCACAGGACUGCUGCGAGCCCAGCGCCCGCGCCCGCGAGCCCAGCUGCCACGAAUGAGGCCUGGCAGCCAGCUGGUGGCGCAUCCAGGAGAGCGAGGAGAGCGAGGGAGGAACCGGCCAGCUACCUCUUUGGGGACAAAGGUUGCAACGACUGGCAGCAAAACCAAUACUGGUGGGAUCCAACUCCCAGGAGCAGAGACCUAAUUGAAAAGCUCUUGAUUAUCGGUGGGGUCGAGAGCAAUCCGGGACCCUCAUCGAUAGAAGGGGACCGUCCCCUAGCAUCAGGAGGAGACACGCCAGUGGACGACGUCGGCGCGGCCAGAGUAGUCGCUCUGCCGCCUCUUCACAAUGCAAGAGACGGCCCUGAGGAUUGGCAACACGCCAGCGCGGACCAACUGCAGCGUUCGGGAUCCGGUGUCGGCACAAAGAGGCCGCCGAAGCAUGUGCCAUCAGGAGCAGAACCGUUGAGGAGGAGAAAGAGGGGGAGACUCGUCAAGCUCUCCGAACUUGCCAGCAGAGCCCCUCCAGACCUUGCUGCUGGCAACGUGAUCGAACUGGCUACUAGCGCUCUCACACAGGACGCCAGAGAGCUUGAGGAGGAGCUUGAGGAGGACCUUAGUGACAGCGACCGCAAUGGGCGCAGGUCCAAGGAGCGAGCGGUUGCUGACUUCUUUGCAGAGAGCAGACAGCGGCGAGAGGCUUGGGUGGCCAGAGAGGAGACGAUGUACGGCCCUCCCUCCUCGUCAGAGCAACACGCUCCUGAGGAGCUGGGGGGGCUAGAAACCAAUGGUGCCGAGGCCGGCGAGCAGGAGCCGCUUGGAAGGCAUAGUUCAGCACCUACAGCGCCCGACCUGGUACGCAGCCAGGACAGCGAAGCAAGGCCAUCAACGCCAGUGGCUCCAAAGACUGGUCGGCCGACGUCAAAAAAGCGACACAAACGGGCAAAGCCGAACCCUGUCCGAGUGGACGAGUUGGCUCGAGCGGCCGGUCGAGCGGCUGUUGAAGCUCAUCACCAAACACUUGGGGCCCUAAGGGCCCCCAGACUGCAGCGCGAGGGGCAAGCCAUACAUCAAACGGAGCUGGGCGAUUUUGGAGGCCCGGCUCAUGCACCCCCCGUCGCACUUGUGACCGACGCUCCCAUCUCAAACGUUGGAGCCUUGGCAGAGCGCCUCCAAGCCAAGCGGGACGCCGAGGAAGCGACCGCACGCGGGGGGCGCCUGAAACGCUACGGGCGUGUGCGUCCUCUUGGCGUGCCAACCUCGGCGGAUGACCCCCCGGCCCGCACCAUCCAGGACCCGGGCGCUCUCGCCGCUGCCCCUCCCUCGCCCCGUGUCGCCCCCCCUCCUCAAGAUGGCUUCAGCCUUGCCCUGAGCGCUGAGCAGCCCCCACCAGCAGCCCCCUCCGAGCCCCCUUUUGCAGAAGAGGAGCAGGCGCCGAUGGCGCCGCUUCCAAGCAAUCAGCCCCUCGCAGCCGACGAUGCACCCGCCACCCAGCAGCCAACCCCUCCCUUCUUCUCGCAUCCUCGUGAACCCCCCUCCUCGGCCGGGCACCCUGCCCAAGAUCCACCCUCUCGCUUCCUCGCUGAGGAGCUUGCUGCUGCUCAGCAAGUCAAGCGCCCUAAGCCCCCGGUCACAGCCCCGCCCCCCAUCCAAAGCGCACAGCCCGAGGUGGUCCCCGGUCAGCCCCCAACAGUCGGCCCCUUCCCUUCCCCUAUCCACCAGGAGCAGGCGCCCGUCGACCAGGCGCUUUCGCCCGACCUGCCAAACCAGCCCCCGGCAGUGGACACAAGUCAGCCCACUGGAACUGAGCCGUCAGCUGAGCCGUCAACUGCAAUUCCGCCCUUGGAGCCACCCGCUCAGCUGCUUGGGGAGCCCCCGCAGGCUGCGUCGGUCGGAGAUGGUGGGCCCAGCUGGUGCAAGAAGCUAGAGGAGGCGCUGCAGCAAAGGCGGGCAAACGGGCGUGCAAUCAUGGUAGCGGAGGAUGUGCACCAGGGGGGGGCAAAGCGCUACGGCAGCUUCGAGAAUGUCGCGGCCUUGGUGGCGCACCGAAGGUCGCUUGGGCCGUUUGCGCAUCUGUACGAGCUCAUCCAGGACGAUGCUUGCUGGCGCGUCUACUUCGACCUGGACUUUUCGCUCCCCACCGAGGAUUCAAGCGACUUUGAACGGCGCCUGGGGGCUUUCCACCUGGUCAGGGACCGUUUCUUAACCUCGGUGCUGAACAUCCCCGAGGGCGCGCUCCAUUUCCAAGCUUGCAAGGCGCACGGUCCGGCGCGCCCCCCGAAGCAAGAGUUCAAGUACAGUGUGCACGAGGUGCUGGAGGGGUUUUACCUGAGGGGCCUGGAAGCCAGGAGGGCGUUCGGGAAGGCCUUUGGGUGCUUCUUGGAGAGCCCCCCGGACGACCUGAAGGCGAGCAUCGAGCUCUUGCGGAAGGAGAAUGGAUCCGCCUACAUGUGGGACGGGUCCGUCUAUGGGCGCUACCGCUGCUUCCGAAUCUUGAGGUCCUCCAAGUUCGGGGACCGUCUUCGCUCCCUCGUCCCCUGCGAUGGCAGCUCUGAGGCGAUCGCUGACCACCUGGUCUGCCUUUACUCGGAAGCAGAGCUGGCCGACUCCACCGAGAUUAGCGCCGACCUUCUUGGGCAGUGGGCAACCGCGCAGCGCGGCCCCCCUGCCCCCGCUCGUGUGGGGGCCUUCCGGCAGAGGGCGCUAGCCCUCGACGAGGCGAGCACCUCGGAGGGGCUCGGCGAGGAUCUCACCGAGCAGGAGCGGGCCAUCCUCAUCGCCCGCUACCAGGAGGAUCACGCAGGGGCCCAGAUCGACCGGGUGGUGCAGGAGCGGCCGGGGGUGUUCUUCAUCCACUUUUGCACGCCGGAGCCCACGUGCUGCAUUGCGGGGAGGCGCCACACGUCCCCAGGCAACCAAAACCCGUACCUGAUAUACAAGCGGGACGAGCCACGCAUUGCGCGCUACCAGUGCUUUGCAAACAGCUGCAGGUUCCAGGAGUUCUUGUUCGAGAUGGUCAAGAAGGAGUACAAGGUCGACCCCAGUCGGGUUGAUCACGACUUCUACACCCGCUUUUGCGCUGACGAGGACGAUGCAAAGAGGACAAGAGAGGCCCACGCGAACUAUCUCAGGUUUCGGGAGCACCGCUUCGACGCCCUCGCCGCGGACCUGAACAGAGCACUUGGGCAGGCCAACGAGGAGGGCGUGAUUUAG